GCUGCGGUGGACUGUCCCCCGGAGGAGCUGGACUACGUGGACUCCGUGGAGGCCGGCCGCGUCUUUGAGGACUUGGCCGGCGACGCGCUCCUGGUGCAGCUGGACGACAUGAGCUCCCCGCCUUCCCCGGAGACCACGGACUCCUCCCCGGAGCGCGCCCCUCCCCAGGCCCCCGCCCUGCCCCCGCUGGCCCUGCUGGCCCUGGCGGAGGGCGCUGUGCAGCCCCCUCCCCAGGCCGAGGGGCCCCAGCAGAAGCCCUGGCUGCCACCAGAGGUGGCCAAGGCCGUGCUGGUGCCCAGCACCCCGGGGGGCCAGGCCCCGGCUUUGGAGAAGGAGGAGGGCCCCUUGCAGACCCCGCUGCUGCGGGCCAAGGCCCUGGUGAAGAGAGUCACGUGGAACCUGCAGGCCCCAGCGGACGGUGAGCGG
Condylura cristata (star-nosed mole) is the source of this 426-nucleotide messenger RNA. Its product is annotated as PHD and RING finger domain-containing protein 1-like. The transcript has a single exon. The annotation marks the transcript as partial. The record is from RefSeq and is a predicted model, not a curated record. NCBI's taxonomy places the organism in Eukaryota, Metazoa, Chordata, Mammalia, Eulipotyphla, Talpidae.